AUGAGUGUGCGAGUGGUGGCCCGUAUCCGGCCGCUGCUCAAGAACGAGAUCGAGAAGGAUGCCAUCGUCAGCGCAUCCAGCGAACGCGCCAAUCCCAACACCAAAACCCUUGUGAGCAUACCGAAUCCCAGAAACGAGGCCGAGCUGUACUCCUUCCAGUUCAGCAGCGUCUACGAUCAAGCGGCUACGCAAUCAGACAUAUUUGACAGUGAAGGUGAGAGAUCAAUGGCACGAAAGCACGAUAGGCGGCGCUGAUGUGUUUGCAGUUGCUCCAACAGUGAAACACCUCUUCAAGGGCUACGAUAUCACUUUAUUCGCAUAUGGUGUCACCGGCACUGGGAAGACGCACACCAUGCGAGGAGGAAAGAGCUUGGCAGAUCGAGGCGUCAUUCCUCGUCUUUUGUCCAGCAUCUAUCGGCGAGCGCGCAAAAUCGAGAAAGACACAGCAGGCGAGACACAGGUGGAGGUCGUCAUGAGCUACUACGAGAUCUACAACGACCGCGUGUUUGACCUGUUCGAGCCACCGGAGAAGCGCACCCCCGCCGGCCUACCCAUCCGCGACAACCACAAUGGGAAAGCGACGGUUGUCGGCUUGACAGAACGACCCUGCACGACCUUGAAAGAGUUUGAGCUGUUAUACGACCAGGCCAACAUGAAUCGAUCAACGUCUGCCACGAAGCUGAACGCACAUUCAUCUCGUUCGCAUGCUGUUCUGUGCGUGAAGGUUACGCAAUCGACCGGAGAUCAAGUACGCGUGAGUACGGCUUCGGCCAUUGACCUUGCUGGCUCGGAAGACAACAGGAGAACGGACAAUAACAAGGACCGGCUUGUUGAAAGUGCCAGCAUCAACAAGUCGCUAUUUGUUCUUGCAUCUUGUGUGGAAGCCAUCUCGAAGAAGCAUGUUCGAAUACCCUACAGGGAGUCCAAGAUGACGCGCAUCUUGGCGUUAGGUCAGAACAAUGGCCUCACGGUCAUGAUCUUGAACUUGGCACCCGUCCGAAGCUACCAUCUCGAUACACUCAGCAGUCUGAACUUUGCCAAUCGGACGAAGAAGAUCGAGGUCAACGAGAUCGAAAAUCAACCCUUCUUCCGAGAGCCUCCGGCCGGCAAGAGCAAGCUCGAUCCUCAAGGUCCCACUGCAGCGCCUGCAAUGAAUCGUCAACCGUUGCGACCAAAGCUGUCGACUGUCAACAGCCAAAGUCAGUUGAAAGAAGUUACGACGAACGUACCGAAGCCAGUGAAGCAAUUCUCGGUCUAUUCAGACAGACCAAAAACGACCACGAGACCUUCAAACCUGGCCAACACUACACAAUCACGUGCUACAGCAUUGCCGAUAAAGUCACCUAAGAGGAUAGCAAGUACGGAGGGAUUAGGAAGACCAGCCAAGGCGUCUAAAACGAAUGUGGAGGCUGGGAUGUCCAAAGAUGCUAUCGAGGCUCUGAUUGAGCGUAAGGUCACAGAAGCUCUUGCUGGUCGCGUGGAUUCGACUACGCUUUCCAGCCAAGAUCCAAUCUCGGAUGAGGUUCAAAAGAGGUUGGAUGCAUUGGAGAAGCGUGUCGAAGGCCAGGAGACCGAGAGGGCAGAAGGACUACAGUACCUUCUUAUGGCCAAGCAGCAUCAGGUACGCGGAGAGGACGUUAGUGCCCUGAAGAUGUACCAGCUGGCACUGCCUCACUUUCCAGGCAAUGAGAAGUUGAUUCGAAAAAUGUCCGCGUUGCAGGACAAAAUCGAAACGAAGAAGCAGGAGAAGCGUAACUCGGCAGCUGCUGCUCGCGACUCCGUGCAAGAGCCGAAUCACAAGCCUGUUGGUCGGCGGAGAGCCAAUUUCGACGAAGAUGAGAGCUACCACGAGCUCCAAAAUGAACAGGACGAAGAAGAGGAUGACUUUAUAUAUCGACCUCGCACCAAGUUUCGCAGGCCACAGCUUCCCCAGCCGAGCGCGAAGCACUCGCCGCCGAUGGACGAGGAUUCUGAAGAUGAGCUCGGCGCAGCUCUUGUUGCGCAGACGCCGAGGACGAAGCAGCUGUUGGAUAUCAUAAACACCAAAGACGUCAGUCAAAUCAAGCUAUUGAAGGGCGUCGGUGCAAAGAAAGCCGAAGCUAUCGUAAACUGUCUCUGUGAUUUGGACGAUAGUGUUACCACUCUCGGGCAAUUGGGAAAGCUAAAGGGCGUUGGAAUCAAGACGGUGGAGAACAUGAGGACGGGUCUGUUGCAUGCUUAA
Lecanosticta acicola is the source of this 2221-nucleotide messenger RNA. The record is from the annotation of a GenBank genome assembly. NCBI's taxonomy places the organism in Eukaryota, Fungi, Ascomycota, Dothideomycetes, Mycosphaerellales, Mycosphaerellaceae.